Molecule: messenger RNA, 1414 nt
Organism: Zychaea mexicana
Lineage: Eukaryota; Fungi; Mucoromycota; Mucoromycetes; Mucorales; Lichtheimiaceae
Exons: 4
Coding region: 34-1386 (450 amino acids)
Biological process (GO): ubiquitin-dependent endocytosis
Cellular component (GO): cytoplasm; plasma membrane; cytosol
Molecular function (GO): protein-macromolecule adaptor activity; ubiquitin protein ligase binding
Source: RefSeq, a predicted model, not a curated record
UUUUUUUUUUUUCCAAGUUUUGGGUUGUGUGUAAUGUUUCGCAAAUCACUAACAAUCGAGCUGGUUGAACCCGUGGUCUAUCUGCGUGGUCACCCGAAGGACAAACACACAAUCAACAUUCUGCGUGGCCUUAUUCGGCUGCAGCUCUCCCACCCGGCCAUUAUUCAAUCGGUCACCAUCCAGUUCAUCGGAACUGCAAAGACUUUGUGGCCAGAAGCAUCCCACCACUGGGACAAGCAUGUUCUGGUCGACUCUAUCAUCCCCAUCUGCCGUUCUCCCGUCGUCUUGAAGAAGGGCGUCCACGCCUUUCCCUUUGAGAUCCUCCUGUCCAAUGCCUUGUCAGAAUCCGUCGAGUGUGGCCUGGGCCAUGUCCGCUAUAAGCUGCUGUGCCAAGUGCACAUCAAACCGGCUUGGUCUCCCUUUGGCUCGCAGCUCAAGGCACAGCGUGCUGUCGUCCUUGUGCGCUUACCACAACAGGACAGUGUCCCUCGAUGUAUCAGUCAAACACACACUCUCAAAACCCACAGCAGAAGCAACACUUCUGAUAGCAGCAACAACAGCAGCAGCAGAUGCAAUGACAUUUGUAGCAGUAGCACUAAUUAUAGCAAUAGCAACAACAGCAACAACAAUGAAGAACUACACGUGCUCGUAGAAUCCGCCCAUAUCACCCCUGGCACGCCACUCGCUCUGUGCUUUUCAUUCUCACACGCUCCUUCCACCAUCAACGACUUGUCUGUGAAGCUGAUCGAGCGACAGAAGUUUCGCGCACGCGCAAAACGCACCACUCGGAUCCUCCACCACGAGAUAACGCUGGCCCCCAGCGAUCCAGAUCUACUCAAGCAUCAGCUGCGCCAUGCGAACAAAACCACCGAGCUGCGGUGCGUGUUUGCUGUGCCCGAUAAAGAAACCUUACAAGUCCAUCCAUCAACGUCCAACCCAAACAUCCGCGUCCGCCAUUGGAUCCAGAUCACCUUGCGGUUCACAUUGCAGGACGGCACGCCCAAGGAAAUUCUCAUGGAUGCACCCAUCUCUGUGCUUAUGGACUGCAUCGACGAUUACAUAACAUUGCCUGUAUACCAUCAGCAUGCACCACCAACGCCACAGCCGUCAGAAAGAGAUUUAUCAGCAGCAGCGUCAACAUCGUCCUCGUCGUUAUUACCAUCGCCACAAUCACAGCAGCAACCAGUCGCAUCAGCUUCGGCUCCGUUGCUCGGACCGCAGCCACCACCUGUUCCUACACCCUCCAAGUCCUGGCUAAACAGAUUGACUCCACGACGGUCAUGGCUUUCUUCUCGUACCUACUACUACUAUUACUACUACUACCGUCACUUGGCCGUUUGGAGCGUGUGUGCUCGUGUUGUUGUUGUGUGGAUGUGGGGCACUUGAUAUACCGUGGCAGCAUUCAUUUCACACA